CAAACUCUGCGGAAAAUGGCGACAACCAUCAAUUCUCCACUCUCUCACCUCUUAUUAGUAGUACUCUCGCUCCUCUUCCUCUUCGCUCUCACCAACAGUGGCCACGAUUUCCCUAUCCAGGAAGCCACAAUCGACGGCAUCCAGCGGGCCUUCGCCGACGGCAGGCUCACCUCCAGACAGCUCGUUGACUUCUACUUGCACCGGAUCGAGACCCUCAAUCCGGCGCUCCGCGGCGUGAUAGAGGUGAAUCCGGACGCGCGUGACCAAGCGGACGAGGCCGACCGAGAGAUCGGGGCCCCCCGUGGGUCGCUGCACGGCAUUCCGGUGUUGCUCAAGGACAGCAUAGGCACGGCGGACAAGCUGAACACGACGGUCGGAUCGUACGCGUUGCUGGGGUCGGUGGUGCGGAGGGAUGCGACGGUGGUGGAGAGGCUGAGGGAGGCUGGGGCUGUUGUGUUGGGGAAAGCUAGUGUUAGUGAGUGGUAUCAUUUUCGGUCUUUUGGAAUUCCGGACGGUUGGUGUGCUAGGAGUGGAUUAAAACAGAAUCCUUAUGUGGAGUCAGGGACCCCAAGCGGGUCCAGCAGCGGAUCAGCCAUAUCAGUAGCUGCAAACAUGGUGGCUGUAUCACUAGGGACCGAGACCGACGGCUCCAUAAUAGGCCCUGCUGAUUUCAACUCUGUUGUGGGGAUCAAGCCCACUGUUGGACUAACUAGCCGAGCCGGUGUUGUCCCCAUUUCGCCACGACAGGACUCAAUUGGGCCCAUAUGUAGAACCGUGUCAGAUGCAGUUCAAGUGCUUGAUGUAAUCGUGGGCUUUGAUCCGCGAGAUUUCGAAGCAACAAAAGAAGCUGCCAAAUUCAUACCUGCAGGUGGUUACAAACAAUUUCUCAACUUAGACGGCCUCAAAGGAAAGAGGUUGGGUGUGGUGAGGAAUCCAUUUUUGGCCCUUUCGAAUAAGUCCACAGGUGUUUCCACCUUCGAAAGUCAUCUGAACACGUUAAGGCGAAGGGGAGCAACAAUAGUGGAUGAUUUGGAGAUAACGGAUGUUGAAGUCAUUUUGGAUCGGUCUCAAAGUGGCGAAGCAGUGGCUCUGCUAGCCGAGUUCAAGUUGACCAUAAAUGAUUACUUGGAAGAGCUAAUCACUUCUCCAGUGCGGUCGCUAGCUGACGUUAUUGCUUUCAACACAAAUAACCCUGAUCUGGAGAAAGCCAACGAAUACGGUCAGGAAAAUUUGAUUGCUGCAGAACGGACAAAUGGGGUCGGCGAGGAAGAAAGGGAGGCGAUAAGGAUGAUGGAGAAUCUGUCGCAAAAUGGUUUUGAGAAACUUAUGAAGGAGAACGAGUUGGAUGUAAUGGUGACACCGGGUUGGGGUGCCUCUACUGUACUGGCAAUUGGAGGGUACCCUGCAAUUUCUGUCCCGGCCGGCUACGAUGGCAGUGGAAUGCCUUUUGGGAUCUGUUUUGGAGGCCUGAAGGGCUCAGAACCGAAGCUGAUUGAGUUUGCCUAUGCUUUUGAACAGGCUACAAUGGUUCGGAGACCGCCUUUCUCUGUCCAGGGAAUUCAGCAAUGA
Rhododendron vialii is the source of this 1569-nucleotide messenger RNA. RefSeq names its product probable amidase At4g34880. Lineage: Eukaryota; Viridiplantae; Streptophyta; Magnoliopsida; Ericales; Ericaceae. Bases 16 to 1569 code for a protein of 517 amino acids. The record is from RefSeq and is a predicted model, not a curated record. The transcript is spliced from 6 exons.